GCUGCUGCCAUCGCCCUGCUGGACAAAAGCCGUUUCGCUUCCCAGCGCCACACAACAAGCAAGCAUCGACAUUUCCGCACCGAAAAACACGCACCGACGAGAAAGACGGUCAAUCGGUGCUGUGCCGCGAAACGGAAAACCUCAAGCCGACUGAGUGUAUUCUGCUCCAAAGAAAAAGACCAACCAAGUCGAAAACUGUGUGCGUCUAACAAAUAUCUGUGCGCGUGUGUGUGUUUCCGGUGUGUGAGCGUGUGUGUCAGUGUGUGUCCUUCGUCUCCCUUUAAACGGGGAACAAUUUAGCUGUAAACUACCUACCUCCUCCCACCCUGUUCGGAAGCCUUUUCCUGCAUGACCUUUUGUGAAUCGUCGGAAUCGUUGCGUUGCUGUUACGGCAAGGAUUGACCAUUAGCCAUUAGCUAGCCCUCUAGGAGUGUGGUGUGACACACAGUGCCUGCCGAGCGUCGUUGCCGCUUAUUUGUUUUUGUUUCGUGCCGCCCACUGCCACAAACAACGUCGUCGACGAUGUCCGAUUCCGGCAAGUCCUUUUCCAACGUGGAAACGUCCGGCUAUGUCGGGUUUGCCAACCUGCCGAACCAGGUGCACCGGAAGUCGGUGAAGAAAGGGUUCGAGUUCACGCUGAUGGUCGUCGGUGAGUCUGGCCUCGGUAAAUCUACCCUGGUGAACAGCCUGUUCCUGAGCGAUCUCUACCCGGAGCGCGUCAUACCGAAUGCGGUCGAAAAGCAAAACAUGACGGUCAAGCUGGACGCGUCCACGGUGGAGAUUGAGGAGCGUGGCGUCAAGCUGCGGCUGACCGUCGUCGAUACGCCCGGGUUCGGCGAUGCCAUCGAUAACAGCGAUAGCUUCAGCGCGAUCCUCGAGUACAUCGACGAACAGUACGAGCGGUUUCUGCGCGACGAAAGUGGCCUGAAUCGGCGCAACAUUGUCGACAACAGGAUACACUGCUGCUUCUACUUCAUCUCGCCGUUCGGCCAUGGUAUGAAACCGCUCGAUAUCGAGUUCAUGAAGAAGCUGCACUGCAAGGUGAACAUUGUGCCGGUGAUCGCCAAGGCGGACGUGCUGACGAAGAAGGAAAUCCAGCGCCUGAAGUGCCGCAUCCUGCAGGAGAUUGAGGAUAAUGGGAUCAAAAUCUAUCCACUGCCCGAUUGUGAUAGCGACGAGGACGAGGACUACAAGGAGCAGGUGCGCCAGCUGAAGGAGGCGGUCCCGUUCGCCGUCUGCGGCUCGACCACGCUGCUCGAGGUGAAGGGCCGCAAGGUGCGCGGUCGGCUUUACCCGUGGGGUGUCGUCGAGGUGGAAAACCCGGACCAUUGCGAUUUUAUCAAGCUUCGCACCAUGCUGAUCACGCACAUGCAAGACCUGCAGGAGGUAACGCAGGAGGUGCACUACGAAAACUAUCGCUCGGAGCGGUUGGCGAAAUCCGUGCGCAAAAACACCAAUUCCGUGAUAAAGGAGGAGAACGGUGGCGCCGGCAUUGUGCCCGGCGAGGUGUUGUCCGAGAAGGAUCGGAUCCUGCGCGAAAAGGAGGAGGAAAUCCGCCGAAUGCAGGAGAAGCUCGCCCAGAUGCAGGCCAAGUUUCAGGCACAGAAGUAAUUGUGGUGAAGUGAAAAGAGGGAUAUACACACAAACACACACAAAAGAGGGAAGAAGAGGAUGGUGAUGAUGAAUCAAGUUAGUUCAUGCACAUGCACAAAAAAAACCCGAAACGAAACGAACAAAACAGAAUGUAUUGGUGUCCUCUCAUGAAAUGAUUUUUUCGAAAGCAUUCAUCAUUCCGCGCAGUACGAUUCAUAUCAGAAAAAAACGCAAAAAAACAACGAGACGGAUCUUCACAGUUCGUCGUGUGCCAUCUUCCGCGUAACGUUAAACGAUCAUCUCAUCCGGUUCAUCAGCACGCGCGCACCAUCUUCUUCUUCCCAUCCCACUCCGUGGGAACUGAAUCUCUUCAUAAAAAAACCGAUUGUCGAGUAGUAGUAGUAGUACAUGAAUGGCGUUAUUUGCGAUAAUGGGCCGCUUGUUGCGCCCUGCCAGUAGCCCCCCCGUGGUUUCGAUUGCGUUUAAUGCAAACACAAAACAGUGAGCCCACGCGUUUUGAAAUCUUCCUCAUUUUUGUGCAUCAUCAUCAUCAUCAUCAUCGUCAUGAUUACACAUAUAUUUUUGGUACGAACUAUUCGCAUAUAAUUGUAGAGUAAAGGUUAGAUCGUAUAGCAUACAAGUAUAUAUAUACAGAGCAAACCUUCCACGUUAGUUGCCUCUCCAAACAAAACACAGCAGGCCGGGGUAAAAACGGGUACUUAAAAAACCAGACCAAUUGGCUGCACCCAACCCAAACCCAUCUCGACAAAACGCUCUCUUGUUUGUUUUUGGUUAUUUCUUAGCUUCAUUCAUAACGUUGCAGCAGCUCGUUUUGGGCUCGAUGGCUUUCCUUUAUUUUCGGGUAAACGACACGAAAUGUCCAAUGGAGUACGAGUUCAAUUGUGCAGUGGGUAACAACGACACCAAAAUUAUGCUUUUCCUUCUCUCGAGAAACCCAGGCCCGGUGUGUUGUACGUCAUUCAGCUGCAAUUCAAUCGCAAUAAUUGUACGGGGACGGACGAAAGUAGAGUAAACGUUAAUCCAUCCUCCCCUUUUCUCCUUUACGCGCGUCCGACACGAAACUAGCGACGAAUAAGUAAGGGGAAGGCUAGGGAAGACAGACAGGAUGGGAUGGGUGUGUGUGUCUCGAUAAUAUUUUAGAGUAUUACUAUACAUAAAUAUAUAUAUUUUUUUACAUUUCGGUUCCGACCUCUCUUACCCCCGGGCAGGAUCAAUUUUCAAAUAAAUGCGUAUUCUAACUGGAA
Anopheles gambiae (African malaria mosquito) is the source of this 2858-nucleotide messenger RNA. It is a transcript of the gene Septin1, whose product is annotated as septin-1. Gene Ontology annotation, biological process: regulation of exocytosis; cell division; cytoskeleton-dependent cytokinesis. The transcript has 5 exons. The coding region runs from base 523 to 1611 and encodes 362 amino acids. Lineage: Eukaryota; Metazoa; Arthropoda; Insecta; Diptera; Culicidae. Gene Ontology annotation, cellular component: septin complex; synaptic vesicle; cell division site. Gene Ontology annotation, molecular function: GTP binding; molecular adaptor activity; GTPase activity. The record is from RefSeq and is a predicted model, not a curated record.